CGACCUCAAUCCAAGAACUCCCUCCAUCACCGUCACUCACAUCCCCAUGGCAUCCCGGCGGUUAGCUCUCAACCUUACUCAAGGAUUGCGCAACCGCGCUGCCCUCAAUGCCGUCGCCCCAUUGAAGAGGGGCUUUGCCACGCCUGUCGUGAAAAAUGGCGUGAAGACGGAAUCCACAACUCUGUCCAACGGACUCACGAUUGCUACGGAGCACUCACCAUGGGCACAGACGUCGACUGUCGGGGUGUGGAUUGAUGCUGGAUCUCGAGCGGAAACGGACAGGACCAAUGGCACAGCUCACUUCCUGGAACAUCUUGCCUUCAAGGGUACCAGCAACCGAACACAACAGCAAUUGGAGCUCGAAAUCGAGAACAUGGGCGGUCAUCUGAACGCCUACACAUCCCGUGAGAACACAGUAUACUAUGCCAAGGCCUUCAACGCAGAUGUACCCGCUACUGUCAACAUCCUUUCCGAUAUCCUGCAAAACUCCAAGCUCGAGCCCCAAGCAAUCGAGCGAGAGCGAGACGUUAUAUUGAGAGAAUCAGAAGAGGUGGACAAGCAACUGGAGGAAGUCGUAUUCGACCACCUACAUGCAACAGCUUUCCAAGGACAACCUUUGGGCCGUACAAUUCUAGGCCCGGCCGAAAACAUCCAAAGCAUUCAGCGAGACGAUUUGGUCAACUACAUCAAGACAAACUACACAGCUGAUCGUAUGGUCCUAGUUGGUGCUGGAGGUGUUCCUCACGCUCAACUCGUCGAGCUUGCUGAGAAGCACUUCUCGGGUCUAGCUACGGAGUCUUACACCAGUGAUGCCGCUGCUUACGCCGCUGCCCAGAAGAGAAAGCCGGACUUCAUCGGCUCUGAGGUCAGAAUCCGUGACGAUACUAUCCCAACUGCCAACAUUGCCAUUGCCGUGGAAGGCGUUAGCUGGAAGGACGAUGAUUACUUCACUGCUUUGGUUACACAAGCAAUUGUUGGAAACUGGGAUAAGGCAAUGGGCAAUGCUCCUCACAUGGGCAGCAAGCUUAGUGGCUUCGUCCACAAGAAUGACUUGGCCAACAGCUUCAUGAGCUUUUCAACAAGUUACAGUGAUACUGGUCUCUGGGGUAUCUACCUUGUCACCGACCAGCUUACCCGUAUCGAUGAUCUUGUUCACUUCACACUUCGCGAAUGGUCCCGGUUAUCAUACAACGUAACCGAGGCCGAGGUCGAGCGCGCCAAGGCUCAACUCAAGGCAUCAAUCCUCCUCUCCCUCGACGGUACCACGGCUGUGGCAGAAGAUAUCGGACGACAAAUCAUCACAACCGGUCGCCGCAUGGGCCCAGAAGAGAUCGAGCGUGUCAUUGGUGCUAUCACGGAGAAGGACGUUAUGAGCUUUGCUCAAAGGAAGUUGUGGGAUCAAGACGUGGCUGUCAGCGCCGUGGGAAGUAUUGAAGGUCUCCUCGAUUACAAUAGAAUCCGCAACGACAUGUCGAGAAAUGCAUAAGCGGGGUAGACACGGGCAGAAAUACUGGGGGUUGUUAGAGUGUAUAGUGCGAGAUAGCGCAGCUUGUUGUUUGUACACAUAGGUUCCAUAAGAUGAUUCCAUCCCCUUGCAUGACGCUGAUGUUUGUUCUAUAACCUGGGGAGUACAAGAUAC
Molecule: messenger RNA, 1639 nt
Organism: Hyaloscypha bicolor E
Lineage: Eukaryota; Fungi; Ascomycota; Leotiomycetes; Helotiales; Hyaloscyphaceae
Product: mitochondrial processing peptidase beta subunit mitochondrial precursor
Exons: 5
Coding region: 47-1486 (479 amino acids)
Cellular component (GO): mitochondrion
Molecular function (GO): metalloendopeptidase activity; metal ion binding
Source: RefSeq, a predicted model, not a curated record